AUGAGCAACUACACCAGCACGCCGCCGCCGGUGCUGCUCCCCGCCAAGGCCAAGUCGGACUUGUCCACCGGACCGUCCAUCAGAGACCUCUUCUCCCAGGCCAAGCGCCUUUUGGCGCUACAGCCGCGGGUCGAAAACCGCCAGGUCAGGGAAGACAACACGCGGGCGCAGCGUGAAUGGAGCAGCGGCGCGCCCGCGCCCGCCAGCGCGCCGGGCAACGCGCCACAGAACCACCCGCACGCCAAGGUGCUCGACUUGUUGCUGCCGCUCUCGGUGGACGACUUGCGCGGGCCCGUGUCCACAUCCGUGUCGUUCGGCAAGGCGCACAAAAGCCGCCCGGAGCUGCUCACGCGGCAGUCGGUCACGCCGCGGUCCUUGGACAGCAGCCCCAGCGGCACGUACGACGGCGCCCUGCUGUCGCGCGAGUCGUCACACACGCCGUCGGCCAGCGACAGGCCGCGCGUUGCCAUGUCCACGCGGCUCGGCAGGGACACGGCGCCGCCGCCGUCGCAUCAGCAGCAGAAGCACCAGGCCUUGCGCUCGAACUUGACCUCCUCCCUCCAGAAGCUCCCCAAGCAGGACCGGCAGCCCCUGCCCUCUGCAGGCGACAAGGGUGCUGCUGCCGACACCAAGAAACCCACGGAGUGCAACAACUGCGGCACGCUCAAAACGCCCCUCUGGCGGAAAGACCCGGACGGCAACACGUUGUGCAAUGCCUGCGGGUUGUUCUUGAAGUUGCACGGCACGACGCGCCCGCUCUCGCUCAAGACCGACGUCAUCCGCAAGCGCAGCUCGCGCCGGGCCUCGGCCACGCCUCGCGCCGCGGGCUUUCCCUCCAGUCUCUCACGCCACGGCUCGUACCUGGCGGAGUACUCGCGCGCCAAGCACGACCAUGCCUCGGGAAUCCCCAUUCUGAACAGCCCCAUGCUGGGACCCGCUGCCGCGUUCAGCUACGGCCUGGUGGGGUCGGCCUACUUUUCCGCGGACGCCUCCAAGCCCAAGAACGUGCUCAUACUACCGAAGCCCUCGGGCGCGUGCUCUUACCAGACAGCGUCAACGCCCAUCCACGAGAAAAGCACGCCGCACAGUCUCGGCAGCUCCAUGCAGAUGUCAACGCCGUCGUCGCCAUACAGCACCAGCGCGUCGCUGCAGUUCAAGCGAAAGAAGUCGGAGGUAAACAUCUCCGAAUUGUCCGACUCCUACGGAAGGCGCUUCGCGCCGGUCAACGGGUUCAGUGGCUCUUUCACCACCGUGGGCUCGGCCACUGGCAAGCGCGGCGGCUCGGCCACGCCCCAAAUGAAGAAGAGCUAUGUCGCGGGCCUCGGAAGGUCAGCCACCCCCCUACAGGGCCUCAGCACUUCUGCGCAGUCCGGGCCGAUGAACUCGGCGUUCUCGAGGUACUUCACCGGCCUGCAGCCCGCGUCGUUGGCCACCAACAACAAUAUGUACUUCGACCAAAUCUCGGCCGCCUCGCCUCAUGGCCAGCAAAGGAACAGCAUCUCGAGGGCGGGCCGCGAUAGCAUCACGUCGGACUUCACGCCGUACUCCGCCUCCUCGCCCACUAUCUUUGACGAGAAUAGCCACCGGCAAUCCUUCGCGGUGCCUAGUGAUAUCCCCAACUACGACAGCUAUCUCAAGAGUGGCAACGAGGGGUUAGCCUCCCCGGUGAAGAAUGAAGAUGACAUGGAGACCGACGAUUUUUUCAAAAACUACACCUCUCUACAUAGCGAGGAGUCGGAGGGCACCACUUCGCCCGAGACCGCGCUCAACAUGGGGGGCAAGUUCGAUAUCAAGCCAACAACCACCAAGUCAUCCCUCACGCAUGGUCUCAAGGGCGAGUUUUCGACCGCCUCUCCCCUGGAGGAUAUAAAGCCUGCGACGGACUUGGACUGGUUGAAGUUUGAGAUUUGA
This is a messenger RNA of Metschnikowia bicuspidata var. bicuspidata NRRL YB-4993, 1911 nucleotides long. It is a transcript of the gene GLN3, whose product is annotated as nitrogen-responsive transcriptional regulator. The record is from RefSeq and is a predicted model, not a curated record. The coding region runs from base 1 to 1911 and encodes 636 amino acids. NCBI's taxonomy places the organism in Eukaryota, Fungi, Ascomycota, Pichiomycetes, Serinales, Metschnikowiaceae. Gene Ontology annotation, molecular function: RNA polymerase II cis-regulatory region sequence-specific DNA binding; DNA-binding transcription factor activity, RNA polymerase II-specific; zinc ion binding. The transcript has a single exon. Gene Ontology annotation, biological process: negative regulation of transcription by RNA polymerase II; positive regulation of transcription by RNA polymerase II.